Molecule: messenger RNA, 4114 nt
Organism: Megalobrama amblycephala (Wuchang bream)
Lineage: Eukaryota; Metazoa; Chordata; Actinopteri; Cypriniformes; Xenocyprididae
Exons: 10
Coding region: 187-2778 (863 amino acids)
Biological process (GO): regulation of transcription by RNA polymerase II
Cellular component (GO): nucleus
Molecular function (GO): transcription cis-regulatory region binding
Source: RefSeq, a predicted model, not a curated record
CAAUGCAAAACAUAUAUUAAAGUUCUUUUGGCAAAUGGAGUUAAGCCACACCUAGAUCCUGCCCUAUUUUCACAAAAAGGCACAAGCUUUUCUUCAGCUACGUUUAUGUGUGUGCCGGUGCUGUUAGUACCCGGCUGUGUAACUUGAUAGGGGGCAUCGAGAGGGAUAAGGGAAUGUUGAGUUGCAAUGGAGCAGAGUACGAUACAGUGGUUAGGUGCUCCUAGCUGCCUUCGAGGCUCCUUUGCCUUUUAUAAGUCAGUGGGUUGCAAGCAGGAAUCCGGGGGUCCGACUCAGGUCUGGAAGCUUGGGGAGUUCUACUUCAUGCGCUGUGGCCCUCAGGAGCCUGUGUGUAUAGCGGAGGUCACAUUGUUGUGGGAAGAUCAGACGCAGCGCCGCCUGCUGGCCAGUUCCAGACUCUACUUCUUACCUGAGGACACUCCGAAGGGCAGAGCAGUGGAGCAUGGAGAGGAUGAAGUCCUCGCUGUAUCAAAAAAGAUUGUAGUGAGAGUGGAGGAUCUGGUGAAGUGGACUUGUCAGGAACCGCCACAGUGGAAGCGCAGCAGUCAAAACAUUCAUGGGCCUCUGAUGUCUGAUGGGUCACAAGAUGCUAGUUAUCCACAGGAAGGAAAAACAAAGAGUGAGGAUGAGUCUCUAGGAGUGCAGCAGAAGGUGAAAAUUCUCAGUUACCCCCAGUACUGCCGCUUUCGUUCCCUUCAAAGACGUGUCCCGGAUCAAGCUAGCUGCCCUGGUCUGCAGGACCCUCAUCUGUUGGCUCUGGGGGGAAUAAAAGUGGCCCUCCAAAACACACGAGUCCUCUACUGUCGGGAUACCUUCAACCACCCUACUCUAGACAACAAUGCUAGCAUACUGACACAGCUUGGAUGUUCCUCUCUCAGUCUAAAAGGGAGGCCUCGUAAAAGAAAGGGCAUGGAUGGUAAAGGAUCCGAUCAGCAAAACCAUAACCAUUUAUCAGAGUCAUGGAUGGAAAGAAUGAAGGAGAAUGUGAUGGGCAGUGUGGAGAUGCAUUGGGAUGGGAACUGGCUCCCACAUCCAGAAGAGCAGCUCUUCCUGGAUCAGCUAUAUAUCUUUAUGGAGCGGAGGGGUUCCCCUAUAAGCAAAGUUCCCAACCUGGGAUUCAAAAAGAUUGACCUCUUCCUCAUGUAUUCAGUUGUAAAAAGGCUGGGGGGAUAUGAGAGGGUGACAUCGCACCGUUUGUGGAAGACCGUGUACAAUGAGUUGGGUGGAAGCCCAGGCAGCACCAGCGCUGCCACCUGCACAAGGAGACAUUAUGAAAGGCUGAUGCUCCCUUAUGAACUCUAUGUAAGGGGAGAAAACCCAGAACUUAGCAAGGCCAGAGCUACAUCUGUCUUUCCCACUACCAUCAAAAAGACUGUACGGGGCAGAGGGGUGUCAAACAGCCCAAAAAAGAAUGCAGUUACAAACCAGGCCUCACCACCAGAUGGUGUUGUUGUACGUAAAAGAGGAAGACCACCUGGAAAACGCAAUGCUAAAGUUCUGGCCAGAGGCAGAGUUGGAAGACCGCCCUUGCAUCCCAAACCUCCCUCGGAGAAACCAGCAAGACCCCAUCAGGAAAUCGUCCAGCCAUUGACUAUUUUUCAAGAACUGAAGCUCACCAGCCAUCCUCAUGGCCAAGGUCUGUCCCUUGUAUCCUCUACUCCGGUGCCCCACCAGCCUGUACUGGGACGAGAUGUGAAGACGGAGACUGUAGAACCUCAUGCUCCCUCUUUUCUGUCGGUUCCUUGCAAGUUGCUGGCAGGUGGUUCCCUGGAAGGAUUCAGUCCCACUAAAGGACUGUGUCCUUUGGACCUCUUUAGAGCCCGUCUGGGCCUCAAUGGAGUGAGUGCUCAUGAGGUUACUCCUCAAGAUUCUUCUACACCCCACCAGACAAUUAUGGUCCAUCAGCCCAAAGUCAGCACACCCGAGACCCCUGAGAGUCUCCAGCACCAGUGUUCAGGGUGUAGUUUGGAUGCCUCAUCCCAAAACGGAGGACCCACCAUGACCAGAGCUCCCCUGCCUCCUCUUAGGAUCCUUCCGCUUGACAUAGGCUGUAGUCUGCAAUUGCGUCAACUGAUGCGCACCCGUCUUGGCUCGACACACAUGAACACCUUCACCAAGAGACUUUCUGAAGUUCUGGCUCAGGAUCUCAGCAAGACCUCCCAACCCAACGGGAGUGUUCCUCAAGAGCAAUCCCUUCCACUGAACCUGAGCAAGAGAGCCAUUACCAAGAGGUCUGCUGGGGACAUGGAGCUCACAGAACUGCAGGGUCGGGAUGUACAGUCUAUGACCAAGAGACCAAAGGUGGAAACUGAGGAUCUGGAAGCAUCCCUAAAGUGGAAUGGCAUGCCCUUUCUGGUGCCUUUGAAUCAAGAUGAGCCAGCUGAUCUUAGCUCUCCUAGCAGGGCCAGAGCUUUAGUUCAGGACAGGACCAAUGUGGCUUUGACUCUUCCCGAAGCCACUUGUUUCUCUUUUGUACCCAAAUUGGAUGUCCCCAUUGAAAAGCCCUACAGUAUUGGUGUUUCCCCAGACACUCUACCUUGUAUUUAUCACAUGAAACAAGGGGAAGACAAGACCAGCACAAACACAGUGACAGUUAAGAAAGAACCAGAGAGCGCAUCUCUGGAUCCAAAUCUAGAACCUCAAUCAAACAGUGACCUCUACCCGCAGUGUGUACCUACUGAUGAUAUGAAAGAGUUGGAUGCAGUUUCCUCUCUCAAAGUACUCUCUAGUUCCCUCCUUUCGAAGCCAUCUAGCUGUUAGCAUGCAGGCAUGGGAGUGUUACUAACUCUUGCAUACUUUAUCACUCCUUUCUGCUCUGCCUUUCCCGCAAGCACGUUUGUGUUGUGUAUGAUCAAAGAGACAGUUCUGCAGAUGCAUUGCUAUCUGCUAAGUACCUGCUUUUAAAACACUACUAAACUUUGAACUGAUGCAGGUGGCCAUGGUUUUACCAAAGAUAAGGUGCCUUGAACUUGAUUAUUCUAUAUUUUAGUACUUUUUAAGUUGAAACAUAUGCUGUAGAUAGUCGAUCGUUAAGUGGCCAGCCAAUAAAGGACAUUUAAUAUGACUCAUGGAGCAUUUAAUUUCUUCUUUGGAAAAAAACACAGAUAUUUAAGAAAAACAUGGACACAGAAUCUGGGUCUGGUUACUGUUGGAUUCAGAUAUCAAAAACAUUGUGACAUCAUUGCAGAAGAUUUGGUCAGCUACUGUACUUUUUCCUUAGGCAUAAAUGCUUUGUUUAUAAAUGGUAAUUUGUUCUUAUUUAUAUAAAACUGUGUCAUUUUGUGGGUGUAGGUUAUACUCUCAGUUAUUAUUUAUCUGUUUUACACCUUUAUCUGGGUUCUUCUUUACUGUUCUGUUCUUAAGCAGUGUGAUUUUUCUCCUCUUUGUGUGUAUUUUGUUGAACCUUGCUAUUUAAGAAAUGGGCACCAUAUGACCUCUGUGCUGGAUCUUAUCUUAUUUUCCCUAGCUACUCAUUUUAAAACAAUGUACUGUAUUGUGCAAAUGGUAUGCAUAUUUUGGGUCUCAAUGCAAAUUUCCUCUUGUUUUUCGUUUAUCAUUUUAAAAGUGCAUUUUAUUACAUAUAGUCAUAUAUUGUAGUUAAUUACUAUGUGUUCCUGAUAAACCAUCGAAUGGUUUACCAUAGACAUCAUUGACAUGUGUUUACAGAGAAACUGAUGUAGAACCGACUGUUGUGAGAAAAUGGGUAACUUAAUUAGCUUUUCACUCCUCCUUUUAGUCCGACCUCUCGAUGCAAUGCAUUUCACAGGUUUACAGAUGAAAUUAUAUUUAAUAAUUUUCACUUGGUUUAUAAUGAAUAGUGAUUAAUUACUUGUGUAAAACACAUUUGUAUGAUCAUUCUUUAUUAUUCUGUUGGUUGUAUUUUUCUUUCAUUUAAUUUCUGUACUUGAAAGGCAGCCAAACAGAACGCUAAUCCCUAUUUAAUGUUCUAUAAACUGUUGUAAUACCACCAGGUUACAAAAAAUAUUUUUUUUCCUUAUUUUGCAUGCUAUGCUAAUGGAACAUGGACUCUGUGACACUUUGUCACUGCAGACAUGUUUAAACACUGAAUAUUUAUAAUAAAAAAAUAUGUAGGCUA